Onychomys torridus (southern grasshopper mouse) is the source of this 1368-nucleotide messenger RNA. RefSeq names its product MNAT1 component of CDK activating kinase (gene Mnat1). Gene Ontology annotation, molecular function: cyclin-dependent protein serine/threonine kinase activator activity. The record is from RefSeq and is a predicted model, not a curated record. The coding region runs from base 131 to 1060 and encodes 309 amino acids. Gene Ontology annotation, biological process: regulation of transcription by RNA polymerase II; nucleotide-excision repair; positive regulation of cyclin-dependent protein serine/threonine kinase activity. Gene Ontology annotation, cellular component: transcription factor TFIIH holo complex. The transcript is spliced from 8 exons. Lineage: Eukaryota; Metazoa; Chordata; Mammalia; Rodentia; Cricetidae.
CUCUUUCGCGAAGGACCAUUCCGGCCAAGUGCCUGUUGGUAGGAGCCAGCUUGACGUCGGGUCUGGGGGUGCUCGUAGGUGCCAGUGGUUGAAGUCGGCGUCGCGGAGAAGCCAAAGCAGAGGAGACGCCAUGGACGAUCAGGGCUGCCCCAGGUGUAAGACCACCAAAUACCGGAACCCUUCGCUGAAGCUGAUGGUGAACGUGUGCGGACACACUCUGUGUGAGAGCUGUGUGGAUUUGCUGUUCGUGAGAGGAGCCGGGAACUGUCCUGAGUGCGGUACUCCACUGAGAAAGAGCAACUUCAGGGUACAGCUCUUUGAAGAUCCCACCGUUGACAAGGAGGUUGAGAUUCGGAAAAAGGUGCUGAAGAUAUACAACAAAAGAGAAGAAGAUUUUCCUAGUCUACGAGAGUAUAAUGAUUUCCUGGAAGAAGUUGAGGAAAUUGUCUUCAACUUGACCAACAAUGUGGAUUUGGAGAACACCAAAAAGAAAAUGGAAAUAUAUCAAAAGGAAAACAAAGAUGUCAUUCAGAAAAACAAGUUAAAGCUGACUCGGGAACAGGAGGAGCUGGAGGAAGCGUUGGAGGUAGAGCGGCAGGAGAGCGAGCAGCGAAGACUGUUCAUCCAGAAGGAAGAGGAGCUGCAGCAGAUUCUGAAGAGGAAGAACAAGCAGGCCUUCUUAGACGAGCUGGAGAGCUCCGACCUCCCUGUUGCUCUGCUCUUGGCUCAGCAUAAAGACAGAUCUACUCAGCUGGAAAUGCAGCUAGAGAAGCCCAGAUCCACAAAGCCAGUGACCUUUUCCACAGGCAUUAAAAUGGGUCAACAGAUUUCAUUAGCACCAAUCCAGAAGCUUGAAGAAGCUCUCUAUGAAUACCAGCCCCUGCAGAUAGAGACCUGUGGGCCCCAAGUUCCUGAGCUCGAGAUGUUAGGAAGACUUGGGUAUUUAAACCACGUCCGAGCCGCCUCUCCGCAGGACCUUGCUGGUGGCUACAUCUCCUCUCUGGCUUGUCACAGGGCACUGCAGGAUGCGUUCAGUGGGCUUUUCUGGCAGCCCAGAUAAACCAUAAGAUUUGGAUCUGGGAGCCAAACCAAGGAGCUUGCAAGAAAGAGAUGUGUAAAAUCCCAGCACACAGCUGCCCAGGCUGCGCCGCCUCUCGCCGCUGUGCCCAGGUGUUUCUUCCAGUCUGACUGAGGCUGCGAAGUGUGCUGCCUCUAGACUCCUGGAAGAGCUUUAUCUUCUGCUUCUGUUCUUCAGAGAGGGGUUGAAGCAUUGACCCUCAUCUCACAGGAAAGGAAUAAAGGAUUUCCCUAUGUAUGGACUUGACAGACAUAUACACAUUUUUUUAAAUAAAGCUUGACUUUAUGGUA